Messenger RNA from Sclerotinia sclerotiorum 1980 UF-70, 183 nucleotides. RefSeq lists its product with no specific name. The transcript has a single exon. Bases 1 to 183 code for a protein of 60 amino acids. NCBI's taxonomy places the organism in Eukaryota, Fungi, Ascomycota, Leotiomycetes, Helotiales, Sclerotiniaceae. The record is from RefSeq and is a predicted model, not a curated record.
AUGAUCGACUGGACCUACAUUGCUAGCGUUUUUGAGUUCAGAUCACCUGCAUUAAGCUCUUUUGAAGCUAGACCGCAGGAAAACGAAAGAAAACGCUCGCCCAGACUACGAGCUAUAGGUUUCAAAAACCCAAAUGUGCCUCCAAGAACUCCAACCGAGCCAGAGAUUCGCGUUAGAGACUGA